UGCUAUAAUUCGUAGCGAUCCGGUGCUACACACACUUCAAACAAUACUUACAUCGUGUAAAGAACUAUACCGCUCUUUAAUAUACGAAAUUCGAGUGUUAAUUAUAAAUGGGAGACGUUAAUAAAUUAAAUACCUUCCCAGAUAUAAUGAGAAAGUGUUUCAAAAUGGGGCUCUUUAAAAUUAUACCAAGUCAAGGACUAAGCAAAGAAAAACCCUAUGAGACCAGUGAAGACAAGAAUGAUAAGGACGUGGUGUCGUUAAUAAUUGGUGACUACGGCUGCUGGCAGCUUAUGAUGACCUUUCUUCUUUCACUUUUCUCUUUUCCCUGCACAUUCCACAUAUAUCUACCAACAUUUACGGUAAAAGCCACAAAAUUUUGGUGUCGAAGACCCGAAAAUUUAUCGAGUUUACCAAUAGACUACUGGAUCAACUACAGUCAACCGGUCGAUGCGUGCUCUGUACGCGCGUUGCCACCUGGUAUUACUGCCGAAAGUAUUAUGAACUAUACUGCUCCAAUUUUAGAUUCAUUCUUGAAAUGUGAUGAAUGGGAUUAUGACCGAUCAGAAGUUGGCAAUACAAUAAUUUCGGAAUGGAAUCUCGUCUGUGAUAGGGAAAGCCUCACUAAUUUAGCCGAAGUGGUGUUUUUAGUCGGAGUUGGUGUUGGGGGUGUAUUAGGGGGAUGGAUAUCAGAUAGAUUUGGCCGUAAGAAAAUACUCAUCGGCAUGAUCAUUGCCCAAAGCUCAUUGGCUAUCUUAUCUUUAUUGGUGCAAUCAUUCACACAAUACGUUUUGGUCAGGCUUGUCAUGGGCCUUGUAUCCGUGUCUGUAGUGUAUGCAGCAUUUGUACUCUCAGUAGAGUUGGUAGGUGGUGCCUGGGUGACGAUUGCCGGAGUCUGCAAUUUCUUUCCACUGCCAUUAGCCUACAUAAUUGUAUCGCUGCUUUCAAUGCUUUUACCAAAUUGGAGAGAUUUACAACUGGCUGUAUCUGUACCAGGAUGUUUCCUGCUUCUUUUGUGGUUUGUUUUGCCUGAAUCUCCGAGAUGGUUACUAAGUGUCGGUAGAACGCAAGAAGCCAAAGUGAUAUUAGAAAAAGCAGCAAAAUUCAAUAAAAGAGAAAACAUAGCAGAUUUGGACAAAUUACUAGUUUUACACAGACCAGAAGUUAGAACGGAGGAACCCAAUGUACUUAUGAUAUUUAAAGGAUAUCUAUUAAAACGCACUUUUUGCUUAUUUAUUAUAUGGUUUUCAAUGACCAUCGCCUACUAUGGAUUAUUAUUAAACAUUGGAAAAUUCAAUCUGGGUAACUUGCACGUAACUUCAAUAAUACUCGCUGUGGUAGAAGUACCUGCAAUAGCACUCAGUAUACCUAUUUUAUUCAAAGCCGGAAGACGGAUACCAAUUUUUAUUACAAUGGUAGUUUGUGGACUUGCGUGUGUAGCAAGUGAACUGUUUACGAUAUCUAUCCAAGAAAACUGGGUCAUAAUAUCUUGCCUUAUGGUUGGAAAGUUUGCUAUUGCGUCAACAAAUAUUAUGCUACCAAUAUUUACGGCGGAACUAUAUCCUACCAUAAUAAGAAAUCUGGGAGUCGGAGCAAGUCAAAUAUCAUCGGGAUUAGCACUUAUCUGUAUACCUUACUUAUGGGAAUUGGCAAAACUGAAUGACCACUUGCCAAUGAUGACUAUAGCUGCACUUAGCGGGGCUGGAGGCGCCGUUGUUCUUCUACUGCCUGACACCAUCUCUAAAUCUAAAGAAACUAAAAAGUCAGCAAAUACUACAUGCAAUCAUGAAACGUUUACUGUUACUGACGAUAGAGGGCAGUAAUAGUUUAAAGAAGGCUGAACUGAAGGUUAAAAAAUUGUGAUCGUGAAAAGUGAUAGAAACUUAAUUUGUGUUAUUUGGAGUCACCAAAUAUUUAUUUACACCGUUGUUUUAGUUGUUUAAGUAUUCAGAAUACAGAUUUCGAUAACGAUAACGAUAUAUUGUUGAACAAUAUAUUAAUAAUAUUAAUAACUA
Messenger RNA from Melitaea cinxia (Glanville fritillary), 2012 nucleotides. Its product is annotated as organic cation transporter protein-like. NCBI's taxonomy places the organism in Eukaryota, Metazoa, Arthropoda, Insecta, Lepidoptera, Nymphalidae. The record is from RefSeq and is a predicted model, not a curated record. Gene Ontology annotation, cellular component: membrane. The transcript is spliced from 7 exons. Bases 108 to 1820 code for a protein of 570 amino acids. Gene Ontology annotation, molecular function: transmembrane transporter activity. Gene Ontology annotation, biological process: transmembrane transport.